Molecule: messenger RNA, 1239 nt
Organism: Protopolystoma xenopodis
Lineage: Eukaryota; Metazoa; Platyhelminthes; Monogenea; Polystomatidea; Polystomatidae
Source: the annotation of a GenBank genome assembly
CAUCAACUUCAUCAGCAGCAGCAAGAGCAAGCGCAACAUCCCCACCAGAAUGACCGAUGCCAGCAACAGACGGAGCAGAGGCGGGUACAACAGCUGCACCAUAAACGACAACAUCAGCAUCAGCAUCAACACGAAUACCCAAACCGGCAGUGUUGUGUGAACAGUCGGAGUUCACGGAGCACUCGGGCCAAGAGGGAAAGAGCUGCUCGAAGAGGCUGGCUCGGCCAGGACCAGCGGGAACUGCAGCUCGCCUCUCGCACUCCGGCUGAUAUCAGCCAAGACGCCACCGAUACUGCCCACCUGGAGACCGCGAGCCCAGGCGCCGGUGCCAUGAAGACACCGGAGGGCCGGGCAAGUGUGCCGGCGAGUGGCCGCAAGGGCCGAAAGACGGAGCGCGAGGAGGACGGCAGAAAGCGUCGAAAGCCGUCCCAUGCAGACUUGCGGAAGAAGAGGUAUAGGAUUGAAGAAGAAGACGAUGAUGAAGAUGAAGAAGAAGAAGAAGAAGAAGAAGAAGAAGAUGAAGAUGAAGAGGAGGAGGAGGAAGAUGAGGAUGGAAGAGAAGAUGAAGACGAAGACGGGGAGGAAGAGGACUAUGAAGGUUACGAGGAGGAAGAGGAGGAGGAAAAGGAGGAGAGGGGGGAGAAGGAGGAGGAGGAGGAGAGGAAGGAGGGUAAGGCUGAAGAGGAGGAGGAUGAGAAGGCGAGGGAGAAGGGGCAACGAAGGGGCGAAGGGGACAAGCUCGACUGCUCAGAGCCGCUCGGGUCCUCCGGAAGGGAAGCUAACGAGCCUUGUCAAUGCUACGAUAGCGGUACAGCCACAUGCAUGGCUGACUCGAAGACGGACGGUUGCCAUGGUGACGUCAGGCUGGGCAAUGGCUGUCUCGGAUUUAGGCGGGCAUCACAGCCGCAGCAGAGAAAACGUCGUCGUCGCCAUGGCGAGACCAUCAGGGAAGAGGCAGAGUCGGGCCUCCGGGACUCGGACGACGGCUCGAGACGAAGGAGCAAGCGACCCGCGUCUAUCGGGCUCAAUGUUGCCGGCCAUGGCGGAGACAGCGUUAAAAUGGGCGUCACGACGAGACGGUCACAAGCCGACGGCGGCUCUGACGCCGGGCUCGAGGUGAGGUCGAACGUCGAGAACAGGUUCUUUUCGCACGCCUCCCUCGUCAGUAGCUGUGGCUCGUCUUGCUCCCCUCCGGAGCUCGCCUCUCGUGGCUCGGGUGAGUCGGUCGCUGUGGGAUAA